GCUGUCUCGUUUUUCACUUGAACUCUUCACGCGCUUCUGUCUCAACGGGUGUCUUCGUUUUGUCCGUUCUGCCCCAAAGCGCCUGCUUAGCUGACGGUGCUCAUCGCAGACGGGAAGAAGUUCGAGCUUGUCGACUUCAGAGGGUUUCAAUUCAGAGUAUGCAGCAUUCUACUUGAAAGUGUUUCUGCUUUUAGGCGCCACGGAUUCCUGCGUUUUCGUCUUUCUCUUUUUCUCGGGUGGCUUUUGCGACUUCUUCACCGCCGUGGCGCGUGCCGACUUUUCCGUCUCCGUUUUUCCAGGAGCUUUUUGCUGAAUGAACACAACGCCACAUGGCCGGUUAUUUCUUAGAGACGAACUGUACGACCAGCCUGUGUUUUAUGUAUGUCGUUUCAGCAGUCUUCUUCAGGCUAGACGCCAUCAGAUAUUCGUCGAAGUCUCCGUCAUUCAUUAGACUGCAUGCAGUCGACACGGGCGUUUCCCGCGUCGAUUUUCCGUGUUUUUGUUGAAAUUAGAAGGAAAAACCUUUUAAUUCGACGACCGUUUUUUCUCAUGUUCGAUUUUCCCUUGUCCACCGUAACAAAGAAAGCCAUCUCGUCGCUUUCCUCUGUAAACAGAAGACCAUGGCAGACUCCCCGGUGAGACGUUGACGCCGAGCGUCUCGUCUUUGCUCCUGUCUCAGGUUUCCGGUUUCUCCCCGGUCUUUUCUUUUUGACUGUAAAGACUCCAACAGUACGCACCCUUUCCGCUUCGAUCGUUGAGACGCAUGUUUUCGCUGUCCCCCGUAGACGGUGAACUCGGUGUUUUUUCUACGCAGGUUUCCGGACUCUCCGUUGGUUCUCGGCUUCUUCCCUUUGCCGACAGAGUCCAUCGCUGAACGCAGCGAUUAACGUCUUGGUACCACCGGUUCUUGGCAGUUCGGAAGCCGUUUCUUCAAAAGUUACACUCGAUAUCUUUCAGGAACUUGGAACUUACCGCUUCGUUUUUCCCUUCUGGGUCUGCUCCUACCUACUCACCGUCCGACAUUCCAGUAAAUGUUUUGCUUCAAUAAUCUGACGAUUCGAGCGUCUGUGAGUCUCGACGCACCCUGUUUUCUCCGUCACUGGGGGUCAGACUCUCGUUUCCCUUUAUUCCUUUUUCGUAAACCACACGCUUGAGAAAUGGAUGUCCUUGAACGCCUGAGCGUCAUCUCCCGCAUUACCACAGAGCUCCACAACCACUGGGGAGUGAACGACCGCGAUUUGGCCGAGUUCGUUGUGCAUCUGGGAGAAGAGGCUUCUUCGCUGGACGAGUUUCGCGAGCAACUUCAGGAGAAUGGAGCAGCGGUCUCCACGUCUCUCGCCGUCUCGCUCUACACGACGAUUCAGAAGCUGUCUCAGAAGAAGCGAGCAGCCUCGAAAAAAGAGGCAGGCGCGCGAGAUCUCUCGGGAAAGGGAGAAAAGAAGAGCGCAGCCUCCACCUCUGCUUCUUCCUCUUCUUUCUGUUCUUCUGCCUCCUCUGCUUCCGAGGCCUCCCGAGAGCCAGCGUUCCCUGAUCACCAUGAGUUGACAGAGAAGGAGAAAAAGUUCCCUGGCUUGUGCAUGCCGAACGAUUUCUCGCGACCGGAGCUUCAACUCGAGCGUCCCGACGAUCACGCGCCUCUCUCCGAACAUGCGCAGCGGCUGCUGAAUGCUGAGAAGGACGAGAAAGAGCUGCAGAAGGAACAGAAGGAGGCGCUCAAGCGAGGCCGCGAGAACAAGUUCGCGCCCAUCCAGACAGGCGCCAACAGCAUCCCUUUGGGAGGAAAGAAACGCGACGGAGAGGCAGAGCGCGCUGGAGAGAAGAAGGCAGGUAGUGCCCCUGCACACUACUACGGCAGGAAAGGACCUAUGAUUCGCUAUGCGAUUUACGAAGGAGUUGUUGAAAAAGUUGUCGAAUUUGGCUGCUUUGUCCGCCUUGAAUUCGACGAAGGCACUCGACAGGGUCUCCUCCACGUCGCCGAUAUGAUCAAAACCGAUGGCCGCCCCAUCCAGCCGCAGGACGUUGUGCACCGGAACAUGGUGGUGAAAGUGAAGAUUCUUGGUAUUGCCGGCACGAAAAUUUCCCUGUCGAUGCGCGAAGUCGACCAGGAGACUGGCGAGGACUUGAAGCCUCGAGGCGAAUUCGCCAGAAAAGAAGAGGACACCGCUGGCGAGAAGAAGAAGAUUCGCAUCGACGACGAAGCCGAGGAGAGAGAAAAACAAGGCAUUGGGCGUCUGACCGGAAUUCGCAUUGAUUCGAAAGACAACAACGUUGAGUCCCUUUACUGUCGAAAGCGCAAACUUAUGAGCGACUUCGACAAAUGGGAGGCGCAGCAACUUCUGCACAGUGGUCUGUUGACGCGCGAAGAACAUCCGUUGUUUGAUGAGGAACUUGGGAUCCUUCCCUCAGCCGAAGUCGACGAAGACGUAGAAGUUGAGAUUCGCGAAGACGAGGCGCUCUUCCUUCGAGGCCAGACAACGCGCACGGGCAUGCAGUUGAGUCCGGUGAAGAUUGUGGCGAAUCCUGAUGGGUCGCUUGCGCGAGCCGCCGCCACUGCCACUGCGCUGGCGAAAGAAAGAAGAGAAAUACGCAAUGCUCAAGAAGCUGCAAUCCUCGAUUCGAUUCCUAAAGACAUGAGCAGACCUUGGGAAGACCCGGCUCCUGGACCUGGCGAACGUACCAUCGCUCAAGCCUUAAAGGGUCUAGGGCAGACAAGUUACGAAAUGCCAGAGUGGAAGAAGAUGUACAUUGGAAAGAGCGUCAGCUUUGGCCAGAAAAGCAACAAGAGCAUUGCCGAACAGAGACAAAGCCUCCCGAUCUAUCGCCUCAGAGAGCCUCUGUUGAAAGCUAUCAAAGAAAAUCAAGUUCUCAUUGUCAUUGGAGAAACAGGAAGUGGGAAAACGACGCAGAUGACGCAGUAUCUCGCGGAAGAAGGCCUCGUACCUCCCGGAACGAUGAUAGGAUGCACACAGCCGCGUCGAGUCGCUGCGAUCUCGGUUGCGAAGCGUGUGGCGGAAGAGUUCGGCUGUCGAGUUGGACAGGAAGUUGGAUACAACAUUCGUUUCGAGGACUGCACAAGUCCCGACACAAUCAUCAAAUACAUGACAGACGGCAUGCUCCUCAGAGAGGCUCUCGUCGACGCCUCGCUCAAACGCUACUGCGUCGUCAUGCUCGACGAAGCUCACGAAAGAACAAUCAGCACAGAUGUCCUCUUCGGCCUUCUCAAGGACUGUUGUCGGCGACGGCCGGACUUCAAGCUGAUUGUGACGUCUGCGACUUUGGAUGCGGAGAAAUUCUCGAAUUACUUUUUCAACUCCCAUAUUUUCACCAUUCCAGGGCGGACUUUCCCUGUGGAGAUCCUCUACACCAAAGAGCCUGAGGCGGACUACGUCGAGGCGUCGCUGAUUACGGUGUUGCAGAUUCACCUCUGCGAACCUCCGGGGGACAUUCUGCUUUUCCUCACAGGGCAGGAAGAAAUUGACACUGCAUGCCAGACUCUGCAUGAGCGCAUGCAGAAGCUCGAGAGCACGAAUCCCCCGCCUCUCAUCAUUCUUCCCGUCUACUCUGCCCUGCCGUCGGAAAUGCAAACGAUGAUCUUCGAUCCCGCGCCUCCUGGAUGCCGGAAGUGCGUCGUCGCGACGAACAUCGCUGAGGCUUCUCUGACCAUUGACGGAAUCUACUUCGUCAUCGAUCCAGGAUUUGCGAAAAUGAAAAUGUACAAUCCCAAGACAGGGAUGGACAGUCUUGUUGUCGCCCCUAUCAGCCAAGCGAAUGCUCGCCAGAGAGCAGGCCGAGCUGGACGCACAGGGCCGGGGAAGUGCUACCGUCUGUACACCGAACAGGCGUACCGGUGCGAGAUGUUGCCUGUGGCAGUCCCUGAGAUUCAGCGAACGAAUCUGGAAAAUACGGUGCUGCUUCUGAAAGCCAUGGGUGUCAACGACAUGCUAAACUUCGACUUCAUGGACCCUCCACCUGUUCAGACCUUGAUCAACGCGCUGGAGAGUUUGUACGAGCUGGGCGCUUUGGACGACGAAGGCUUGCUGACGCGCCUGGGCCGGAAAAUGGCCGAGUUCCCCAUGGAGCCUCAACUGAGCAAGAUGCUCUUGGCAAGCGUCGAUCUCAAGUGCAGCGAUGAAAUUAUCACAAUCGUCUCCAUGCUGAGCGUGCAGAACGUCUUCUACAGACCCAAAGACAAGCAAGCAAUGUCGGAUCAGCGCAAGAGCUGUUUCCACCAGCCUGAGGGCGACCAUGUGACCUACUUGGAAAUCUAUCGAGGCUGGCAACGCAAUCGCUUCUCCAAUUCUUGGUGUUUUGAGAACUUCAUUCAGAGUCGCGCUAUGCGUCGAGCUCAGGAUGUCCGCAAGCAGCUCAUCACGAUUAUGGAUCGAUACAAGCUCGAUGUGAUCUCCGCCGGCAAAGACUACAAUAGGAUUCGACGCUGCAUCUGCGCCGGAUACUUCAGACACGCAUGCCGCCGGGAUCCUCAGGAAGGCUAUCGAACGCUUGUCGAUCACACACAAGUUUUCCUCCAUCCCUCCAGCGCGCUGUACAACCGUCACCCUGAGUGGCUGAUCUACCACGAACUCGUUCUCACAACGCGCGAAUAUCUCCGGGACUGCUGCACAAUCGAACCUCAGUGGCUUGUCGAAGUCGCCCCCAAACUGUUCAAAUUGGCGGACCAGCAGCGCCUGUCGAGGAGGAAAAUGCGCGAACGCAUCGAGCCACUGUACGACAGAUUCGCGGAGCCUAAUGCAUGGCGUCUGUCGAAGCGACGAGGCUGAAAAACAAGCCGAAGCGCGAGACGCAACGAAGAAGCCUGGGAGGGAGGCGAAGGCACCGCGACAGAUACGCAAGAGACGCGGGCAGGGGAAAGCCGAAAAACAAGAAGCAGAGACGCGCGGCGGCUCUUCAUGUUGUGCGCAUGCAUGCAUGCACUGUGCAUAUUCGGUGUUGUGCCGUCUUUGGGUCGUCCCCACAGAGGCUUUGAUGCCGCAUGGGCAUGCACCUUUCGGAAUUGGUUCGCGCAGGGAAAGUGCAGAGAGACGGUGUGUGUUGGAAAAACUGGACUCUGUCGAAGAGUCUUCUCAAUUGCCGAGAAAGACUUUCGGUUUCGCGCUCUGUUUCUGUUGAUAGAGAAAGUAGCACUUCCACUCUUUCGCAGUAGACAGAGAGAGCGAACGAGAGGAAAUGUAAAAGCGACCGUUUUUGGCGGCUUCGAGGUCGCUGUGGCUCCAAGAACGGAGAAACCGGCCAGGGACGGUUUUCUUCCGAUUCUUAGUCGAUGCUCUCAGACCUUCAAUUUGUACGAGGAGCUCUUUGUGCACUUGCUCUCGAGUUUCUUCUACCUCGACCAGAAGAGGAAGACUUCACGAUGAGGCGAGAGCGACUUCUUUCGCGUGCGCAUGUCUGUCUCCGUUCAUAUGGCUGCAUGUGAACUGUCGGUAGAAACGCGAGAGCGCCAUCUGAGUCUCGAGAAGACUCACAUAUGGAGAGGGCGUUGUGCAUGCGCUCCGAGAGGAAGAUGCGAAGGUAGCAGUUCCAGGAGAGGAAGAGGGAGCCCCGGCACCAACAGUUUGACACUUUGCGUUUUCGAAGACAAGAACGCUUGUCACCGGGCAUGCUGCGCCAUUGAAUGAACAAACAGUGGUCGCGACACCCGACGGGCGCAGUCCUGUCAGGCGCCGUCUCAACGGACCGCUCUAAGACCAUGCCAUCGCCAGGGCGACACAAAGAGACGAGAAAAAAUACAAAUGCCAAGAAGAUUCAUAAAAACCGCCGGCGUACCCAAUCUGUAACCCUUUAUACCACGCCUUCUCUGCAUUCGAAAUGACUUCCUCUCCACCCGACCGGUCGACUUCAAGACGUCUUUUCACAUACACACUCUCCUAGGACCACCACACUGCCCUUUGC
This is a messenger RNA of Toxoplasma gondii ME49, 5907 nucleotides long. RefSeq names its product pre-mRNA-splicing factor ATP-dependent RNA helicase, putative. Lineage: Eukaryota; Apicomplexa; Conoidasida; Eucoccidiorida; Sarcocystidae. Gene Ontology annotation, biological process: spliceosomal complex disassembly. Gene Ontology annotation, cellular component: intracellular anatomical structure; catalytic step 2 spliceosome. Gene Ontology annotation, molecular function: RNA binding; ATP hydrolysis activity. The record is from RefSeq and is a predicted model, not a curated record. Bases 1158 to 4778 code for a protein of 1206 amino acids. The transcript has 14 exons.